Messenger RNA from Colletotrichum graminicola M1.001, 777 nucleotides. RefSeq names its product chromosome segregation protein. The transcript has 2 exons. Gene Ontology annotation, cellular component: Ndc80 complex. Bases 1 to 777 code for a protein of 258 amino acids. Gene Ontology annotation, biological process: chromosome segregation. Lineage: Eukaryota; Fungi; Ascomycota; Sordariomycetes; Glomerellales; Glomerellaceae. The record is from RefSeq and is a predicted model, not a curated record.
AUGUCUUCGGCAUUCCGAGAAUCGUCGCUGUCCGCCAGCCUCAACCGACAGUCGUUGAUGGCGACUCCGUCUGUCGCGGAGACGCUGCCAAAUGCGAACUUCGGCUUUGAGGAGCUUCGCGACCGCAUGGCUAAAUUUACCUCCAAGUUCGACACAUUCAUCGAACAAGGCCGAAAGCGCGUUUUGGAGGAGAGGAACGAGUUUCGCAUGAACCUUGCGGAACUGCAAGAGGAUCAACGUAUGAAGAAGAAAGAUAUCGAAAUUCUGCAGCUCAAGACCAGCACGCAUCAGCAGACGGUUGCCAAAGAGAAGGCCGAAACCCGCGAGAUGCAAGCAGCCAUCGCACAGCUAUCCGAAGAACGCGACAAGCACCUGGCGACUAGAGACGCCCUCAAGAAGCAAAUAGAGGAGACCCAACGGGAGAUCGACGCCCGUCUGGCGGCGCAGCGGGCGCAUGCGAAGCAACUUGAAGCACAGUCACGAUUCAACGUACCCGAACUUGAGUUCUGGCAGCAGAACCUGGGGUUGCGGAUCGAAGGCGCGGGCAAAGACGACCGGCUUAAGUUCGUCUACACAUAUGUCGACGACCAGGACUGGGAGAGAGAAGCAUGGUUUGAGCUUAACACGUCGAGCCGAGACUACGAUAUCCGGCACUGCCGACCCAAGCUGGAGCGCGAGCGGGUUGAGCGGGUGCUCGACCAGCUUAACGAGACGAGAGAGCUAGCGGUGCUGCUCAAGGGCAUGCGGGAGCUAUUUGUUGAGGCGAUGAAAAAUUAG